Rotaria sp. Silwood2 is the source of this 3204-nucleotide messenger RNA. Lineage: Eukaryota; Metazoa; Rotifera; Eurotatoria; Philodinida; Philodinidae. The record is from the annotation of a GenBank genome assembly.
AUGAUAAAGGAUGAUGGUGAUGGUGAAUUUCAGGAACAACGAAAAAAAAAGAAAAAGAAAAAUAAAGACAGAGCAAAAGCAGUUUUACAAGAAAUAUUAAAUGAUCCUAUUUUAACAACAACAUCAAAUAAUACAAAUAAUGUUGAUGAGAAUCCGGUUAAUUUACAAGAAGAUGAAGAAGAAUUACGUCGAUUAGAAAAUAUUGAUAAUGUAUUGAUACCAUUUACGAUUCCUAAUCAAACUAAUGAGAAAGAAUAUCAACAAAUUAAUAUAGAACAACUUGAAUAUAUGCAACAUUUAUUAAAUAAUAGAACAGCCUUUUUAUCAGAUGAUGAAGUAAAGAACCUCAAAGAGUUAUGGUCAACAUCAAUAAAUAAAGACCAACGACAAGCACUUUAUCGUUAUUGGCUUUGGAAAUAUGUUCAAUUACUUACAGACGAAUGGUUUCAUUUAAAUGAACAAUAUGAUGAAAAUCAUAAAUCAAUGCAAGAAUUAUGGUUUGCAAAUGAUCAAAUAUACAUGGAUAAAGCAUUUAUAAUUGCUAUGACAACUCAUUGUGCAUCACGAUAUCAAAAAGUAUUGAAACAAAUAGCUCCUCGUAUUUGUAUAGUUGAAGAAGCAGCUGAAGUAUUUGAAUCCCAUAUUGUCACAGCUAUUGGGGAACGUAUUGAUCAUUUAAUUCUUAUUGGUGAUCAUGUUCAACUUCGUCCAUCACCAAAUGUUUAUACAUUAGCAAAACAUUUUAAUCUUGAUGUAUCUUUAUUUGAAAGAUUAAUUAAAAAUAAAAUGCCAUCUGUUCAAUUAUGUGUUCAACAUCGUUCAAUUCCAAUUAUUUCUAGUUUAACACAUCAUUUUUAUGAUAUACCUAUACUUAAUCAUGAAUCCGUAUAUAAUCAUCCAUCGAUUAUUGGUAUAGCUCAUCCACUUUAUUUUAUUGAUCAUAGAAAUUUUGAAGAAAAUGUUGCUGAUGAUGUAUCAAAAAGAAAUCCUUAUGAAAGUACUUAUAUUUUACAACUAGCAGAUUAUUUACUUAAGCAAGGCUAUGAAAAAAGUGAUAUAACUAUUUUAACAACAUAUAUGGGUCAACGGCAACAAAUUCAAAAAUCAAUCAAUCAAUUAAAACAUCUUAAAGGCAUUCAUGUUACUGUGGUAGAUAAUUUUCAAGGAGAAGAAAAUCGAAUUGUUCUAUUAAGUCUUGUACGAAGCAAUGCUGAUCAACGUCUUGGUUAUGUAGCUGUUGACAAUCGUAUAUGUGUUGCAUUAUCUCGUGCUCAAAAUGGAUUUUAUGUUAUUGGAAAUUUUCAUUUACUUACUGAACAGAAUGAAACAUGGAAAAUUAUUGUUCAUAAAAUGAAACAAUUGAAACUUAUUGGAUCAGGUCUUCCAAUACAUUGUCCUAAUCAUUUUGAUAAUCAAAUAAUAUGUAUACAUCCAAAUGAUUUUAAUAAGCGACCUCUUGGUGGAUGUGGACUUAAAUGUGAAGUUCGUCUUCCAUGUGGUCAUCAAUGUCCAUUGACAUGUCAUAAUACAUCACAUAAUUUAAUAGUUUGUCAAAAGGCUUGUCUAAAAAAAUAUGAUGAUUGUGAACAUCAAUGUCAGAAGAAGUGUCAUUCAACAACAAUAUGUCUACCAUGUCAUGAAACAAUUCGACUAAAAAUGCCUAAUUGUGAACAUAUAAGUGAUUUAGUUUGUUUUAUGCGUAAAAAUAAUCAACUUGAAUGUGGUGUACUUGUUCCAUAUACAUGUUGUCUUGGACAUCAAGUUCAAGUACGUUGUUGUGAUUUAAGAAAUAAAGAAUUACGAGAUCGGCUAUGUACACAUCCAUGUGAUUUUACUCUUGAAUGUGGACAUCGUUGUACCGGUACAUGUUCAACAUGUCUUCAAAGUCGAUUUCAUCGUCCAUGUGAUCAACAAGAACUUAUUGUUUAUACAUGUGGUCACAGUCGUCAGCAACGUUGUCAUGAACUUGGACCACGUUGUGAACAAAUAUACACUAAACAAUGCGAUCAUGAUGAUGUGCCGAGAAUGCCUGGUCAGAUUAAUCAAUGUUUUGUGUAUCAAUGUAAUCGGUACUGUCAGUAUAAAUGCAGACAUUUGCGUUGUGGACAACGAUGUAAAAACGAAUGUGAUCGUGCAACAUGCAAUGAAAAGUGUACACGACGUUUUGAAUGUGAACAUUAUUGCAAUGGAAUUUGUGGAGAACCUUGUAUUGAUUGUUUGGUUUGUCGUAGAAGUGAUUUACCAAGUGAAAUUCAAAAAGCAAUUCGUCAGCAAGGUAUAAGAUAUGCUACUUUUGUCCAACUUGAAUGUAAUCAUCUCUUUGAAACUGCUAUUCUUGAUGAAUAUAUUGAAAAAUUUGAACAACAAAAUUUUUUAUCAAAUGGACUAAUGUAUGCUGAAUAUCCUCGAUGUCCUAAAUGUCAACAUCCAUUGAUCAAAUGUAAACGUUAUUCACGUCUGAUAAAAAAGAUUCAACAAAGAAUUGGAAAUUGUACUAUUUUGUUGAAAACUCUCUCUGAUUCAUUAGCGAAUAAUUAUAGUUUAAGUUCACGUCCUUUAAUCGAAUAUACUGAAUUACCAGAACAUAUGAUUAAAAUUGUUAAAAGAAAUAUUGAUAAUAAUCGCCAAAGAAAACUUGCUGAAUUAUUUGUAUAUGUUGUGAAUCUUUUUCGUAAAUUAAAUGAUGAAGUCUCUACUGAACGUGACAUUAUAUUAACGACUAUUUAUGAAUAUGUUGAAAAGAACGAUUCAUUAUUUCUUACUCGACAACAAUGGUCAGAUCUUGAAAGUGAAUUUAAUCGAUUACUAGUGAUUGAUGCUAUGAGAAAAUCUGAAAAAUUAUCAGAACCUGAUCAAAAAGAAAUUGAUAAUGAAACAUUGAAUGAUAUUCUUUUUGGACCAAAUCCGUUCAGUCAACUUGCAUGUCAAGUAUGUAACAUUUUAUUGAAUAAAGAUAGUGACAAUAAUGACAAAUGGAAAUCAAUUCUUCCUGAUGAAACAAAAUGGGAAAAUUUUGAACAAGAUCGACUCGUAUGUGAUGAUAAAUGGUUUAUUUGUGCCCAAGGAAAUCAUUUGAUGUGGAAUAAAACCGUCACUGAACAAACAAUAUGUCUUGGAUGUAAUGUGCAAAACGAUCUAUUCACUGGUAUUGGUUUACGUCGUGGAAAAUCUAGUCCUUUUCGCGGUCGAUUUACUCGUCGAUAA